CAAGUUCAAGUCUUCGAACCGAAAGCAUCAACACAAAUCAACCAUCACUAUGUUCAAAUCCCUUGUUGUCAUCCUGGCCAUCGUUGCCUGUGUUGCUGCCAAGCCAGGUCUUCUGGGUGCUCCUCUGGCCUACACUUCUCCACUGGCCUACACUGCUCCUCUGGCUUACACUCAUCCCGCAGCUGUUGUGGCUGCUCCUGCUCCAGUUGUGACUGCCACCAGCAGCCAGGUGAUCGCCAGGAACUUCAAUGGAAUCGCCGCUGCUCCUGUGAUUGCUCCCGUGGCUGCUCCCGUGAUUGCCAAGUACGCAGCUGCUCCAUUGGCUGCUCCUUUGGCCUACUCCGCCCCCCUGAGCUACGCCGCUGCUCCCGCACCACUCCUUAUCUAAAAAAAAAACAAACUGUGAUCACCUAGAAAAAUAAAAAGAACUUUUAUUCAAA
Drosophila elegans is the source of this 440-nucleotide messenger RNA. RefSeq names its product cuticle protein 16.5-like. The record is from RefSeq and is a predicted model, not a curated record. Lineage: Eukaryota; Metazoa; Arthropoda; Insecta; Diptera; Drosophilidae. The coding region runs from base 50 to 388 and encodes 112 amino acids. The transcript has 2 exons.